Molecule: messenger RNA, 453 nt
Organism: Ogataea haglerorum
Lineage: Eukaryota; Fungi; Ascomycota; Pichiomycetes; Pichiales; Pichiaceae
Exons: 2
Coding region: 1-453 (150 amino acids)
Source: RefSeq, a predicted model, not a curated record
AUGUCGACAGGGCUUUCCGGGUUAUCCAGAGCGUCUGGGUCGCCGGAGAACUUAUCGACUCCAGGCUUCAAAGCAGCAUUGAAGACGGAGUCGGACACCAACACGCCUGUAUUUGCUGCCAUGGACCAAUCCAGCUCGCUGAAGAAGGAGAUCGAUGAGUACGAACAGCUCAACAACGAGGCGCGCGCGCUGGAGGAAUUGCGCAACAUGGAUCUGCUCCCGCUUUUGCUGGACUUGGUUGAGAGUCUCAAGGCAGGCAAAAUAUCGCCAAAAGACUUCGACAACGCAGUAAGGCUGGACGAGUCUACAGAGAGCCGGAUCCAGAAGAUGGAGGAGAUGAAGAGGCGGAUCGGCGCGAAGCAGGAGCUGUUAAAGCGGUUCAGCGAGGAGAUCGAGGCGAAAUUCGGCGCGGAAAGGCCGAUUGCAGAGGACAAAAUGGAAAUAGACCGGUAG